UUCAUAAGUUCUAUAGUGCUAUCAAAGGAAAUGUCUAGUGUUAUAUCCGAGCUACUAAUGCCACAUUCAAUAUCUCCAGAAUCCUGUCUUCAGUCCCGUCUUGGAUAUCAUAUAACAAUUCCAUUUAGUACGAGCAAAGACCUCGAGGACACGUUACUGGAUAAGAUGCAAGAAAAUAGGCAUUCCAGGUAUAGUAUAACAGGUACAUUCGAAAUUACCCUGUAUCCUGUAGACGACACCGGUAGUAUGGACGAUUCUGGUGUAGUUAUGAGAACAUGGCCGCCUGUCUCCAGGCAAUCCACUUGGUGGGUACCUAUCGGGAAACUCAUUGCUGGAGAUGUAGCUGCUUACAAUGGAACUCCGUAUACACACGGCUAAAUGAAUUAUCUUUUUAAAAUGUUGUCGUAGUGUUGCCAAUGCAGCGCCCCUGCAAGCUAGGCAGUGUUGUUGCUUAGCACGUCUACGCAACGAUAUCGUUGCUUUACCUCACUAGCUGUGAAAGAUGGAGUGCUUGUGUUGCUAUGAAGAUGUUGAACUAUAUCAGACUGUCUGCUGUGACAGCAAGACUCCGCACUUCUUCUGCUUCAAUUGUAUGAACAGACACUUUUUGGCACAAUUGAAAAAUAAUAAUAUUGAUAUGAGAUGUAUCUACACAAAUGCAUGCGAUAGUAGUUUCGACGAACGAGAUGUGUACAGGUUUAUGGAUGAGGAUACCCUUUCAUAUUAUAAUCGUGUCAAAGACCAACGCGAUGUAAGAGACGCGAUAAAGGAUAAAAUUGUUACAUGCCCGUUCUGUUCUAUUGACAUGGUAGAUGAAAGAACGAGUAAUAUUACAUAUUUAGAAUGUGUAAAUCCUUCUUGCCUUGAGGUCAGUUGUACUAAAUGCAAAAAGCAAUAUCAUCCAGGUGUUAAAUGUGAUAGUACAACUAAGGAACGCACGUUGAAGGAGGAAACUGAAACAUAUAAGGUUAUAAAAUCAUGUCCGUCUUGCAGCAGAGACAUUGAGCGCGAAUCAGGGUGUAGCCACAUGAAAUGUAUAUGCGGAACAACGUUCUGUUACGUUUGCGGAGAAAACAUAUCGAAAGAUGUAUGGGGACACGGCUGCAAAGUCUUCGACCAACCUCGGCGUUCUAGGCUGGUAGUACGCCGUGACGUGCACCCUAAUAUCGGCGAACGUUCUGUUGGGUACGAAAGGCGUGUACACGCAGAAACAAUCGAGGAAAAUUAUAGACGAAGACAACGAGAAGCUGACGAGUACUACAGGCAGACAGUUCAAGAAUCUGAUGAACGCUAUGCACGCGCACAAGAAGAGACAGAACGAUAUUAUGGAGAGAGAAUAGCGCGGAUAGACGCUGAAAUAGCGCGACUAAAUACCAGGGUGGCACUCGGUGAAGUUACUCGAUCCACACUAUCGCAUCUGAGAACCCGUUACAACGCUACAGACCCUGUAUCUCUGUAUAGCGGCGCUCGGAAACCUCUACACACAGAAACACGCGCUGCCAGUCGCGGUUUAACGUACGACGCUCAGAGACUUCCCGUAGUUCGACACAGGCAAGAAGCGCCUCCACUUAGAAGAACAGGCCGCAUGCCCCAUGAUGAUCCGAGAACAGGAUAUAACAGCCCGUAUAUCAAAAGGUCUGGCUGGAACUAGCUUGACAUGUAAUGCUACUAACAGAACUAUCUGGAAUAUUCUGUUGUUGUAUACUAGUAUGUAGCAGCCUGG
Exophiala oligosperma is the source of this 1723-nucleotide messenger RNA. RefSeq lists its product as uncharacterized. The transcript has a single exon. NCBI's taxonomy places the organism in Eukaryota, Fungi, Ascomycota, Eurotiomycetes, Chaetothyriales, Herpotrichiellaceae. The coding region runs from base 503 to 1651 and encodes 382 amino acids. Gene Ontology annotation, molecular function: zinc ion binding. The record is from RefSeq and is a predicted model, not a curated record.